ACUUCCCCUUCUCUUCUCUCUUUCAGAGCCACAAUGGCCACCGCACCGUACAACUACUCCUACAUUUUCAAAUACAUCAUUAUCGGGGACAUGGGGGUAGGGAAGUCAUGUUUGCUUCAUCAGUUCACAGAAAAGAAAUUCAUGGCGGACUGCCCCCAUACGAUCGGCGUGGAGUUUGGCACGAGGAUAAUCGAGGUGAGCGGGCAGAAGAUCAAGCUGCAGAUCUGGGACACGGCGGGGCAGGAGCGCUUCAGGGCGGUGACACGCUCCUACUACCGCGGGGCCGCAGGGGCGCUCAUGGUCUACGACAUCACCAGGAGAAGCACGUACAACCACCUCAGCAGCUGGCUGACUGAUGCCAGAAAUCUCACCAACCCUAAUACUGUGAUCAUUCUCAUAGGAAACAAAGCGGACCUGGAGGCCCAGCGGGACGUCACGUACGAGGAGGCCAAGCAGUUCGCUGAGGAGAACGGUCUGUUGUUUCUGGAAGCCAGUGCAAAAACAGGUGAAAACGUUGAGGACGCAUUCCUGGAAGCCGCCAAGAAGAUCUACCAGAACAUCCAAGAUGGCAGCCUGGACCUGAACGCGGCUGAGUCGGGGGUCCAGCACAAGCCGUCGGCCCCCCAGGGCGGCCGGCUAACCAGCGAACCACAGCCCCAGAGGGAAGGGUGCGGGUGCUAAUGACGAAGCAAACUCUCGUCAUCCUCCCUUGCUCCUUCCUUCUCUCUCCGUCUGUCCCUCAACCCCCCCCCAUCCAUUCCUUCACCUCCGUACGUCCAUCCCCCCUCCUCCCUCACUGCACCAGGAGCAUGAGAGCAGGGCGAAGGACAGAGGGAUGGAUAUCAACUGGGGCCAGGCUGAGCUGGGCGGACUACAUCUCUCCCCUCUCCCCCCUCUCCCCCUCUCUUUCUCUCUCUAAAAUCUGUCUGUGUUGUCGUCCCAUAACUCUCCUCUUUUACUCCCCUCCGCUCCUCUCGCACCAUUCAGCGUGGUCCCCCCCUCCCCGUCACAGCAUGGUAGACGCCACCACACGGGUUACCGACACUUUAGAUAGACGUAACGUUCACACGAUAAACCGAGACUGUUUUUUACGUUUGGUUUUAUAGCUGUAUAUGACAUGUAAACACUGCAUUAAGUUUCAUCCACCGCGAAUCAGUUCUUACAUGUAGUCUCCUAACAUCCUGCAUGGUUUACCACUGGAGCAUUUGACACAGACAUGCGGGUGCGAUAUCUCACUCCCUCAUGUUUGUGGGAUCAGACAGGGACGGAGAUGCAGUCACACAAGCAGAGGGUCUCGAGUGUGUUUCGAAGCCGAGAGAGCGUUUUCAGAAGGACUAAAACUUGCUCGUGGUUUUUAAUUCUGUUUCUGCUGCUCGGCACCAACAGAGUUCCUUCGCCCGAUGUGGCCACACUGAUGUUCUCAGGAGAGAGAGGAGGAAUACUUUACAAAACCAGGAAUUGCCCACAAAUUCCUUUGGAAGUUAUUCCUCAGUCUCUCCUCUGAGAAAUCACAGGAAGACAUAUUCUCCCGUCUGCUUAGUGAGAGUCUGUUGAGAAGUUGGGUGGGGGACUAUAAAAAAAAAAAACAUGGCUUUUCUGUUUGAUAGAUUCACUCACAUCGGCUUCUCUAAACCAGCUCUCCUCGCCCCCCCCCCGCCCCCCCCCAAGCUCUCCCCCAGGUCAUAUCAACCGAUUCUGUCUUUACCAGCAUUUUCUUUGUCAUUGUUUGUUGCCUUACUAUAACUCAUGUUAGUACCCUCAUCUUUAUUAUUGUAUCGCUGCACUUGCUCUUCACACUGCUGUUGGACUCACCCCGAGUCAAUGAAAUCAACUCUUUUUAGAUAAAGCAUUUUACCGGAGAAUAAAAAUGCAAAGUGUUGGUUCACAUUGUAUAAAGAAAUAUCAGCAGCAUGGUCAGAAAGUGUCAACAAUCCUUUGUCUCUGGCGCUGCACUGUUCCUUUGGCCAGGUGUUCCUCUGCCUUGUAUAGUACAACACCAAGCGGCAUGCACCCCCCCCCAAACACCCUGAAAUUAUCACAAAUUCAAGUUUCUUUUUCAAGUAAAAAAAACGUUCUGUACCAUAGUGAUCCCAGAUUGGACAGCUGUAUAUAUCGCUUCUUAACUAUUGGUGAUGACCUCGCUACUUGGAAAUGUAGACAUUUAGCUGGCUCUGCCAAGAUCUGUACAGUUGAUGUGCUUAGUUGCCUAUAAUUCAUGCUUGGGAAAUUCUGUAACAUAGUUUCUAUUAAUAAAUGUACGUAAAGGACAGACACCUAAACACCCCCCCCGCCACCACACUACUGAACCUGUCGAUUGGUUGAGGGGAGAGGAAGUGGAUUGAUAUGUGAACUAGUUUUUAUGUCUGCAAACUCUAAUUCCCUCAUUUCUUUAUGGAGUGGAGAAUGGGGCACUUUAAUGUUUA
Molecule: messenger RNA, 2423 nt
Organism: Notothenia coriiceps (black rockcod)
Lineage: Eukaryota; Metazoa; Chordata; Actinopteri; Perciformes; Nototheniidae
Gene: rab14l
Product: RAB14, member RAS oncogene family, like
Exons: 7
Coding region: 34-681 (215 amino acids)
Biological process (GO): defense response to bacterium; endocytic recycling; phagosome maturation
Cellular component (GO): trans-Golgi network; phagocytic vesicle; recycling endosome
Molecular function (GO): GTP binding; GTPase activity
Source: RefSeq, a predicted model, not a curated record